AUGGAGUACAACUCUUCUCCGGCUCCUCCUCAAGGUCGGGCCUGCUUCACCUGCGGCCAACUUACUCACCAGGCUCGUGACUGCCCCAACAAGGGUGCGGCUAAGUGCUACAACUGUGGUGGCGAGGGUCACAUGAGCCGUGACUGCCCUGAGGGCCCUAAGGACACCAAGACCUGCUACCGCUGCGGCCAACCCGGCCACAUCUCCCGCGACUGCUCCUCGGGCGGUGGCCCUGGCGCCGGUGGCGGCCAGUCCAGCGCUGAGUGCUACAAGUGCGGUGAGAUCGGCCACAUUGCCCGCAACUGCAGCAAGGGCGGCGCGUAUGGCGGCGGCGGCGGCGGUUACAACGCCGGUGGCUACGGUGGCGGCGGUGGCUACGGCCAGAAGACCUGCUACUCGUGCGGCGGCAUCGGCCAUCUCUCUCGCGACUGCGUGAACGGCAACAAGUGCUACAACUGCGGCGUCUCCGGCCAUCUGUCGCGUGACUGCCCCAAGGAGUCCACCGGCGGUGAGAAGAUCUGCUACAAGUGCCAGCAGCCUGGCCACGUCCAGUCACAGUGCCCCAACAACUAA
This is a messenger RNA of Dichotomopilus funicola, 573 nucleotides long. RefSeq lists its product as uncharacterized. Gene Ontology annotation, cellular component: cytoplasm. Bases 1 to 573 code for a protein of 190 amino acids. The record is from RefSeq and is a predicted model, not a curated record. NCBI's taxonomy places the organism in Eukaryota, Fungi, Ascomycota, Sordariomycetes, Sordariales, Chaetomiaceae. The transcript is spliced from 8 exons. Gene Ontology annotation, biological process: positive regulation of cytoplasmic translation. Gene Ontology annotation, molecular function: translation regulator activity; single-stranded RNA binding; zinc ion binding.